UUACGAAGAGAGCCCAAGCCAAAAUCAACGGUCACCACCUCCUAUUUCUCCUUCCCCUCCCUCCCCUCCCCCCUCCUACGAUUCCCCAACGCUGAAGCGCGGAGGCUGCUCCACACCCUCACCGCUCGCGCGAAUUCCGAGGCGCCGCUCCGAUCCGCCCUCCCCACCGCGACCGCGCGUCUCCCUAGGGUUAGGGCUCCGCUCCCUCGCCCUCGCACUCGCCCUCGCCCUCGUACUCUCCUCCUCCCGACGCGGCCCCCCGCGCGCGCCCGCCACGCCAUGAGGGUCCACCCGGCCCCGCGGAAGCGGACCAUCGCCGUGCAGCGCUGCGGGGCCGCGGCCGCGGCCGCGGCGGCGGGGGCCGCGCUGGGAGGCAAGAAGCUGCGCCGCCUGCCGCACAUCUUCGCCAAGGUGCUGGAGCUCCCGUUCGCGGCCGACGCGGACGUAUCCGUCGAGGAGGACGCGGCGGCGCUGCGGUUCGUCGCCGCGGCGGUCGACGGGUUCUCCCCCGCGGGCGCCCGCGCGCACGCCGUCGAGAUCCACCCGGGGGUCACCAAGGUCGUCGUCCGGGACCUCUCCUCCGGCGGCGCCCACGGCGACGACGACGGGGCCGCGGCGUUCGAGCUCGACCGGUGGCGAUUCCGCCUCCCGCCCUGCACGCUCCCCGCCAUGGCCACCGCCACCUACGCCGAGGGCGAGCUCGUCGUCACCGUCCCCAAGGGCGCCGGACCCGAUGACGGCGACGGCGACGGCGCCACUGUCCUUGGAGGCACGGAGAGCGUCCUUGUGCUUGUAUAGUAUAUUUAUGCCAUGACCCGACUGUUUUGCUGAUUCGCCUGUUUCUACUUUCUACUACUAAUAUCAAUAUUUAUAUCAUGCGAGAUGAUGGUGAUAAUAUGCUAAUAACAGAGUCAUAAGAGUAUGAACGAUGGAUGCAAAUCGCCGUUUUCUGUGAAUUCUCUGAUCUGCUCGUUCAACUGUUGGUGAUCUUGUGUCAGUUCUUGCAAACCAUUUGUGAUGUAUAUAACUAUACCUUUUUAGUUGUUUAGUUGAGUAAAGGUUCAGCAUGAAUUAGCAUCCAGGCAUUUGUUGCAGUUUGAUUAGCUUAGCAAAACUGAAGGAUCAAAUGAUUCGGGUUAGAAAUUGGGAAGUCUGUUAAUCAGGUUGGUCAGGAAUUGGGAAAUUGCUUGAAGAGUUGCUCUGUAUCUAGUGAUGUUUUGUAGUAGGUUAGCAGUUCUGAAGACUGCAAGACUAAGAGUUGACUCUAUAUUCACUUGAUGCUGGAGUGUUUUGAGCAAAAUUUCCAAUCUCA
Setaria italica (foxtail millet) is the source of this 1312-nucleotide messenger RNA. RefSeq lists its product as uncharacterized. The transcript has a single exon. The coding region runs from base 280 to 798 and encodes 172 amino acids. Lineage: Eukaryota; Viridiplantae; Streptophyta; Magnoliopsida; Poales; Poaceae. The record is from RefSeq and is a predicted model, not a curated record.